Molecule: messenger RNA, 381 nt
Organism: Hirundo rustica (Barn swallow)
Lineage: Eukaryota; Metazoa; Chordata; Aves; Passeriformes; Hirundinidae
Gene: RPS29
Product: ribosomal protein S29
Exons: 3
Coding region: 100-270 (56 amino acids)
Biological process (GO): translation
Cellular component (GO): cytosolic small ribosomal subunit; ribosome
Molecular function (GO): zinc ion binding; structural constituent of ribosome
Source: RefSeq, a predicted model, not a curated record
GGGCGGGAAGCGGGCGCCGCGCGGUGCACGCCGGGAGGCGCCGUGAGGGGGUAUAAGGGCGGGCGGCCGCCGCCAUCUUUCUCUCGGCACCGCGCAGCCAUGGGCCACCAGCAGCUCUACUGGAGCCACCCCAGGAAGUUCGGGCAGGGCUCCCGCUCUUGCCGCGUGUGCUCCAACCGCCACGGCCUCAUCCGCAAGUACGGGCUGAACAUGUGCCGGCAGUGCUUCCGCCAGUACGCCAAGGACAUCGGGUUUAUCAAGCUGGACUGAGCGCCGGGAGGAUGAGGAGACAGCCGGGAGCUCCCGGGGCGUCCCAGGGCCUCCCUGACACAUCUGCAGCGUCUCGACUCAGCCGUACUUAAUAAACGGUAUUCUAACCCA